AUGGCAGAGGCUGGUGUGCAGUGGGAUGCAGCCCGCAACCUUAUAACCUUUGAGGAUGUUUGUAUAUACUUCACCCAAGAGGAGUGGGAGCUACUUGAUGCUCAGAAACGUCUAUACUGUAAUGUGAUUCUGGAGAACUUUCUACUGGUGACCUCAGUGGGAUUUGCAAUUUCCAGAUACCAUUUAAUUCCCCAACCACGGCCAGUGAGAGAGUCUGUAGUUCCUGAAAAUGUGGCGAUAGGUCCAGCCGAGGCAAGGAUCGUCCAGGGGAGCCUUUGCCCUUGUCAUAAAGUAGAAAAUGAAGAUGAAUCUUUUGAGCACGGUGUUUCUAUAAAAGACUCACAGAAGGAUGAGGAGGACUCCUUGGCCAGCACUGGACUUGUCCAGCCCCAUGUGACUCAAGAUGAGGAGAAGCCAUGCAUCAGCAGCCAGUGUGAGGAAGCCUUUCAUGCUGGACAAAAAGAUUGCAAGUGCAGUGAAUGUGGGAAAACUUUUAGCAACAAAGACAAAUGUGUCCAACACCAGAAAAUCCACACUGGAGAAAAGCCUUACAAGUACAAUGAUUGUGGGGAUGUUUUUGUCUGCAACUCCAGCCUCCAAGAACACCAGAGAGUUCACAUGGGAUCAAGGUCUAAUGACUGUGCUGAAUGUGGGAAAUCUUUUAUCAGAAAAUCCCAUCUUAUUCAGCACCAGAGAAUUCACACUGGAGCAAAACCUUUUGAAUGCAGUGAAUGUGGGAAAGCCUUUGGCCACAAAGAUACACUUACGCAGCACCAGAAAACUCACAGUGGAGAAAGGCCUUUUAUGUGCAGCAGAUGUGGGAAAGCCUUUCUCCACAAAGAUGCGCUUGCUGAGCACCAGAAAAGCGACACUGGAGAAAAGUCCUACAAGUGCGAUAGAUGUGGGAAAUUCUUUAGCCACAGCUCCUACAUUAAAGUACAUAAGAGAAUUCACAGUGGAACAAGGCCUUAUGUGUGCAGUGAAUGUGGGAAAGCCUACAUCAGCCAUCCCCACCUUAUUCAACACAAGAAAAGUCACACCACAGCAAAGCCUAUGGAUGAAAAGAAUGAGGAAAAUUCUUUCAUGACAAGUCCAGCGUCAGUAUGCACUGGAGACACAGCACCAGAGCAAAGCCGCAUGUGUUCAGCGAAUGUGGAGGGCUGA
Messenger RNA from Nyctereutes procyonoides (raccoon dog), 1164 nucleotides. Its product is annotated as zinc finger protein 773-like. NCBI's taxonomy places the organism in Eukaryota, Metazoa, Chordata, Mammalia, Carnivora, Canidae. The record is from RefSeq and is a predicted model, not a curated record. Gene Ontology annotation, biological process: regulation of DNA-templated transcription. The coding region runs from base 1 to 1164 and encodes 387 amino acids. The transcript has 2 exons.